This is a messenger RNA of Toxorhynchites rutilus septentrionalis, 721 nucleotides long. RefSeq names its product E3 ubiquitin-protein ligase PPP1R11. The transcript is spliced from 3 exons. Gene Ontology annotation, molecular function: protein phosphatase 1 binding; protein serine/threonine phosphatase inhibitor activity. The record is from RefSeq and is a predicted model, not a curated record. NCBI's taxonomy places the organism in Eukaryota, Metazoa, Arthropoda, Insecta, Diptera, Culicidae. Gene Ontology annotation, cellular component: nucleus. The coding region runs from base 127 to 609 and encodes 160 amino acids.
CCUUGUUAAAAUUAUGUUAUUGUUUACAUUUGUUUACAACUCUCAAAAGAACUUCACGCAUAUUACUAUAUAUAGGAAAGAUAUAUUAUAUUUUUCGUUUUUUACUUUAAAUGACUAUUUCCUCAAAUGGCAACAGAACAUUCAGAAGCAGCAAUGCACGCCGGUGUGGCUUCAUCAAGUACUAGCAGAACUAUCACCGAAACAUUAACAUCAAAUGAAAUACCUGGCACCAGCAAUCAGGAGCCACCUGUAUUACGACUACGUCUACAGAAGCCUCACUCGUCGAAGAAAGUGCAAUGGUCUAAUGGCACUGUGGACAAUGAACACAUGAACCGGAAGAAGUCCAAAUGCUGCUGUAUUUACGUAAAACCACGUGAGUUUGGUGAAAGCUCGUCGGAAAGUGAGGACGAGUGUGAACACUGUUUCGGCCACGUGGAAUUGAAGAAGAAAAUCAAACCAAAGGCCACUGAUUCAGUGGAUUCUGGGGGAGGGCAGGAUACGACGGUUUCAGUAGUAGAAGCCGAAACUAAUUUUGAGAACGAUUCUUCUCCCAACGGCAACGGAAAUGAUUUAAUCGAUCCUGAGGGCAGGCAACCCAGCCCGACGUAAAUAAUGUUCGUUAGAAAUAUAUUUAGUAUGUUAAAUGAAUCAUGUACCUUGUUUUAAACACUAGCGCUAUUUCAAAUUAACUGGAAAUAAAUAAUUAAAUUCGGAAUAUGUA